Polyodon spathula (Mississippi paddlefish) is the source of this 3999-nucleotide messenger RNA. It is a transcript of the gene ccnt1, whose product is annotated as cyclin T1. Gene Ontology annotation, cellular component: nucleus; cyclin/CDK positive transcription elongation factor complex. The transcript is spliced from 9 exons. Lineage: Eukaryota; Metazoa; Chordata; Actinopteri; Acipenseriformes; Polyodontidae. Gene Ontology annotation, biological process: regulation of transcription by RNA polymerase II; positive regulation of DNA-templated transcription, elongation. Bases 39 to 2189 code for a protein of 716 amino acids. Gene Ontology annotation, molecular function: cyclin-dependent protein serine/threonine kinase activator activity. The record is from RefSeq and is a predicted model, not a curated record.
UUUUGAUUACCCCCCCGCCCUCGCUCCUCCUCUCAGUGAUGGCGGCUUCGUUUCCCUCUCCUUCCUCAGAGAACGGAAAAUGGUAUUUCACCAGGGAGCAGAUCGAGAAUAGCCCGUCCCGCCGUGCGGGGUUAGACCCGGACAAGGAGCUUUCUUACCGGCAGCAGGCUGCUAACCUCCUGCAGGACAUGGGGCAGCGACUCAACGUUUCCCAGCUGACAAUCAACACAGCCAUUGUUUAUAUGCAGCGAUUCUACAUGGUCCAGUCCUUCACCAGAUUCCACAGGAACGUGAUCGCCCCAGCCACUCUGUUCUUGGCUGCCAAGGUGGAAGAGCAGCCUCGCAAACUGGAGCACGUUAUAAAGGUGGCCCACGCGUGUCUUAACCCCCAGGACCCGUCUCCGGACACCAAGAGCGAUGCUUACCUGCAACAAGCCCAAGACCUGGUCAUUCUUGAGAGCAUAAUACUGCAGACCCUGGCUUUUGAAAUCACCAUCGAUCAUCCUCAUACGCAUGUUGUCAAGUGUACACAGCUAGUCAGGGCCAGCAAAGACUUGGCUCAGACGUCCUAUUUUAUGGCUACCAACAGCCUGCACUUGACCACGUUCUCCCUCCAGUACAGUCCUCCCAUAGUGGCCUGCGUGUGCAUCCACCUGGCAUGCAAGUGGUCAAACUGGGAGAUCCCAGUGUCGGCCGAUGAGAAGCACUGGUGGGAGUAUGUGGACCCCACUGUCACUCUGGAGCUGCUGGAUGAGCUCACCCAGGACUUCCUGCAGAUUCUUGAGAAGACUCCGAACCGGCUGAAGAGAAUCCGGAACUGGAAGGUAACCUCAAUGGCCGGGCAGACGACCAAGAAGUCUAAGCUGCAGGAAGGAGGCGGCGAUCAGACGGACGCUUUGAUGAGCAUGAUCUCGAUGGCUUCCUCCGAGAUGGCGCUGGCAGGACUGAUGAGCAUGACUGCGGCCACGCCCCCCUCCUCCACCACGCCCACGGAGCCCUCGGCGGACCAGCCCCUCUGCGCCACCGAGGGACCCCAGCGAUACUGGCAAGCCCAGAGAAAGCUGGACCCCCAGGCUCACAGAACUGCUGCCGGCGAGCAGCCCAGGGUAACGGACCAGGGGCUGGGAGGUGCAGACCUUGACGUGGGGUUCCCCUCUCUCCAGAAAUGGCAGGCCGCCCCUGCAAAAGUGUCCCUGAGCGAGUACCGGGCGAAGCACGCCGAGGAGCUGGCUGCCCAGAAACGCAAGCUGGAGUGCAGGGAGGCCAGCAGGAAGGAGAAGUACGCCACGGCCACCCAGCAGAAGAGGGACCGGCUGCCUCCUCCUCCUCAGUGGCAGCCCGGCACGCUGCAGCACAGGGAGAGCGCGGAAAACCCUUCACCCAUCGUCUUGAAGAUCCCCGUCGGGAAUUCGGAGACGCCGGAGAAGGGGCCCCUGAAGCUGCGCAUCCCGGUGGGAGGCUCCGGGGAGAAGGCAGGGAGCGCGGGCUCGGGGCAUCCCGAGGAGAUCAAAGUGAGGAUCAGAGUCCCCGCGGCGGCGGAGAGGCAAAGCACGUCGGACGAAGGGAGCGGCAAGAGCAAAGACAAGCACCGAGAGCACUCGUCAAACCACCGUCGCCACCACCACCACCCCCACAAGAAUCCCCGCACGGCCGCGGGCAGCAGGAGGCCGAGCGGCGACUCCUCCUCCUCCAAGCACAGCACCCCUCAAAGUGGAGCCUCGGCACGCAAGCGCCCCCACUUUGACGAGUCCGUCGCUGCGAUGCCCCACAACCACCAGCCCAAAGCCGGUCAAAAGUCUUCCAGAAGCUACCAGCCUCCCCUUCCUCCUCUACCUCCCUCCUCCUCCUCCUCCUCUGCCAGCCAGCAGUUGGGUUUCUUGGACCUGCCUUUCUUGCAGCAGCAGCCCGCUGGCGGCUCGGGGAAGGGGCAGUCGUCAGACCCCAACGGGCAUGGCGCCAGCAGCCAGCCCAACGACUACCAGGACACCUUCGACAUGUUGAACUCCUUGCUGAGCGCCCAGGGGGUGCAGCCCGCGCCCCCUCCGCGGUUUGACUAUGUGCCCGCCCCUUACGGGGAGUACAGGUACCCCGGGCUGCCCCCGAGGGCCAAUCCGGGCAAACGGAGCAGCUCCCGACCCCCUCCCCUGCCUGCAGAUCCCCCUCCCCCUCUCCCACCCCUCCCGAAAUGAAGGGAGCGGGAUGGAGGGUGAAACAAAAAAUAUACUACUGAGUGUGUGGGACACUUUCUAAAGGAAAUAUCCACCCUCUAGUGGAAACUGGGGCAGUGUCCUAGGCAAGGUAACACCAGACUUGCUUCCAGACUUUUUAAUGCCUGUAUGGAAACUGCUCUCUCUCUCUCUCUCUCCCCUUUCUCUCUCUGUUGCGUGUUUUGUGGGUAACUUGACAGCAGAGUAAUGUACCACUAAUAUGUUUUUAUUUUAAUUUUAUUUUUUUAAGAGUGGGGGCGCGGGGUUUUACUGAUCCUUUCAGUGUGAAAGGAAAAAUAAUGGGGGAAGAAAAAAAAAGGAUUUUAAAUUGUGUGUUCUGUAAUUCAGAUCUGUGAUAUUAUUAUAUUUUGCUUUUUUGAAGGAAGAAUAGAAAGUUGGUGAUUUUUGUGUUUUUAUUUUUGAAUGUCGAUGAAGAUGAUAGUGAUGAUGACGGCGAUGAUGUUUAUGCCCGAGUUGGGAAAGUCAAAUAUUUUUUAUUUCCAGAGCUGUAUUAUAUUUGUAAAGCACUGGUGUCAUUUCGUUUAGAUUCAUUCAUUUUAAAAAGUGUUUAUUUGGUUUUUUUAGUGAAUACUUCAAAAUGCCUCUAGCGAUUUUAUCAUUUUGAAUUAGCCAGGCAUUUUUACACUGGAGGUUUUAUUAAUGGUUCUGUAUUUAAUUUUUUCGUUGAAACGUUGUGUUUUUUUUUUUUUUUGUAAUGCAAGGCUUUGAGACAACAGGCUUGACACGUCGGCGAUGAUUUCUAACACUCCCUUUGCAAACGGGGUUGAAAACAGCCCCCCCCUUUGCAUAGCAGCUUGACUCAUUCCCGGUUAAUAAGACACACCUGAGCUUGUUACCUGUACACACCCUGCGGCUGAUCAAGCUCGAAUUAACACCUGGAAUGGAUGAAACUGCUGUGCAACUGGAGCUGGGAACCCCACCACCCCUGGGUUUCAGACCAGCCCUGAAGGACGCAGAGUCCUCGAGCAGGAGCUGUGAGUUUGAGGUUUAAUAAACGGUCAGUCCCUUAUAGCUGCGCAUCAGCUCCUCUUAGUAAAUCUGCAGGCUCCGUUCAGAGCACAUUUAGCAGAGGUCUGAUUUGAUCCAACUCCUGGGCGCCUGGUCACUGCAGUAAUGCACCUGAACAAGAACUUCUGAAACCCAGGACUGGCUGCAAUGUGAGGUGUGAGACAGUCCUGGCUUUAAACUUUACUGUCUGCUCUGUCCCCCCCACCCCACCCCCCGAAGUUAGUUAAUUAGGUAAACCAUAGAUAGGUCAAGCUCUGUGUACCUGAUGAAAACUCAAAACCCUGGCUGGCUCAGUGUGCUCUGCAAUGGGAGUCUCUCUCCUUUGCUAGUGAGAGAAGUAUUUACGCUGCUCUUAACUUCUGCGCCACCCGUGCUAGUCGGCUGCCUGAUGCAUUGAAUAUCGGCAUAGAAACCCAUCGUACAGAUACUUGAAUAUUUAUUAGUACAUGCGCCUGCGUUUUGUAUGUAUUGAUAAGCAUUACUGAUCUAGCUCCCGGCACCCCUUCAUUCAGACUCCUCUCGUUUCAGUAUUAACACUGUUGGUGGGACAGUUUUGGGCAACCUUUACUCUGAGUGCAGCUCAGUUGCACACGGCUUUGUGAGCGAGAUCUUCCUGCUGUGUGUGUUUUGACAUGCGUUCCCAGUGUCCAGCGCCACUGCGGUCUGGGACUGGGUACACAGUGGUUCAGAAAUCACUGGACUGAUAUGCAGCGGGCACAGGGGUUCUCAGAGCAGGGAGUCACAGUAAGGUUCUGGGGGGGGG